AUGUCUUGCCUGGCUGAGAUUGGAAAUCGUGACCCUGACUACAGUGACUCUUCCACUGAUGAAUCAGAAAGUGAAGAUGAAUCUGACUCUGACGACUACUCUCCCACUUCACUCUCUGGUGGUGGUGGUGGUGGUAACUUUGGCUGGACUUAUGAUUCUACUUCUACAUCAUCGACACCUAUAACUGUAAACUCUUUUCAACCGUUGGAAGAUGUUGAUGUGGAGCUGGUUGCAGAUGAAUCAAUUAGUGUUGCUGACGACAAAGAUACACUUCAGUCUGAGGACCAUAUAUUGCUCGAAGAUUCUGCUGUUGAUGAUGCUGAUUUGAGAUCGGUGAACUCCAACGUAGCUGGUCGCCCUGGUUCCGAAGAUACUAACGAAGAUUUUUCUCACGAAAAUUCAUUUUCUGAACAUAUGGUAAAGCUCCAGAAAGCCUUUGCUCCAGGAACUCAGUCGCCCUCAGUGGUGGCUCAUCAAACAAGUCCGGUGACUCUUCCCAAACAACUACACAUUUUGGAUGAGGAUGACAGUGUGGAUCUUGCGCUGUCUGGAACUGCUGAACUUACCCGCGAGGCUUCAGCUGUUGAAACCGCUAGCCAAUCUGGUGAUGACAAUCAGGAUGCGGUUGACUCAGAAACCAAUGAUGAAGACAUGGAUGGGUCUGUGGAACAUAUACUGGGUUUCGACGAAUUGGAAGACUCAUCAGAUUCUGAAUUUUCGUCUAGCGACGUUGUCAUGGAUUCCUCUACUAAGUUGGAGGAAGCUCCUGCGAGAUCUGGUGGUUCUGAUACUGUUACUACUGCUGCAUCUGGAAGUGGCAGUGAACUGAGAGACACUGCUGAGAAUGAUCGCCCACGCUUACCGCCUGCACCAUCUACUCAGAGGCUCCUGCUAGAGUAUGGGCGAGCAGGGGAUGCUACAAGCUUUGGGGACAAUACAAGCGACGUGCGGCACAGCUCCGUGCAACAAAAUCGACAUAUGCCACUUCCGGCUCCACCUUCGAGACGGUUGUUGUUGGCAGCUCCUCCUCCGUCUUCUUCUGAACAUGAUUCGCAAACUGCUGGGCAAGUAGUUGUUCGACAAACAAGCCAACACUCAGCUCCGGCAGAAGCCCAACAGCCUCUUGCUAAUACUGGAAGAAUUACUAGGUCUGCUGCGGGUACUGCGGGUGCUGCGGGUGCUGCGGGUGCUGCGAGAGUGCCUGCUCCGUCGUCCAGACACCGUCAUCGAGAAGCCUCUCGGGACACAGUUGUUGUUAACAAAAGAUUAGCUGAUUUGAUUGAGCAAAAUGGCUAUUAUGUUCCUAACAGUGCACUUCAGCGGCUGGCGCGAAAAGAAAAUUCUUCAUUAAUUCUAAAUCGCACAAAUCUAAUUACCCGGCCUACUGAUAACCUUCCACUAAAAGUAGUCUCAGAAAAUUCGACUUCAAACUCCUCACCAAGAUUGGAAAAUGAAGCCUCAAAUGGUUCUCCCACAACACCCUCUACCUCUGCUUCUUUGUCCUCGGAAUCAUCUGCACAUUCGGAGCCAGUGGUUACAUCACCAACCUCCUCUGCUGUGACGUCUCCCACAUUAGAAAGUUCUUCUUCUCGUCGUGAUCACCAAACCACUCCUCCCUCGUCAUCGAAUCGCAUGCUGUCGAUAGCACAACGCAAUAUCUUACGCACAUCGGGCUUACUUUGGGGCUCUCGCUCUUCCGACCGGCACAGUGACAAACUGAAACUCUCGAACUCUGAGUCAGCUUUGGACUCGGAAUCUAGGUCACUGCUGCAUGGUCUGCCAGCUCGUGAGGGUUCAACACUGAGAGCCCCACACGGCCACCUCCAGGGUACACCGAAUCUUAGAUUCAACCCCACUCCCGAUGCGGUUCCCUUUCUUUCUCACACUCACUCGGCAACACACAAUGUCCCUGCUACGUCAGCAUCAGUAGAUGAGGACUCAGUCGUUAGCACUGACUCGCAGUCCCACUCUCCCGCCUCCACAACCGAAGCUGAUGUUGAGGCUACAAGCGAUGAAAUCUCAAUUGCAGCACCCUACAAUUCUGACUCUCAGGGCUCAUCAGAACACUUAGCUGACGGCAUUGACUUCUUUACAUGA
Messenger RNA from Magnusiomyces paraingens, 2097 nucleotides. RefSeq lists its product as uncharacterized. NCBI's taxonomy places the organism in Eukaryota, Fungi, Ascomycota, Dipodascomycetes, Dipodascales, Dipodascaceae. The record is from RefSeq and is a predicted model, not a curated record. The transcript has 6 exons. The coding region runs from base 1 to 2097 and encodes 698 amino acids.